Messenger RNA from Ectocarpus sp. CCAP 1310/34, 1660 nucleotides. Lineage: Eukaryota; Phaeophyceae; Ectocarpales; Ectocarpaceae. The record is from the annotation of a GenBank genome assembly.
AAAAGAAGCUGACAAAGCAAUUAUCAGCAACUGUACGUCAGCGAAAGAGGUCCUUGCGGAAUUGGAAAAGGUCUACGAUCCGGAGUCACAGGGGUCAAAACAGGCCUUGAUGCGGAAGAUGUUCGACUUUGCAAUCCCCACACACAGCAACAGCAACCCCAUCGAGCACCUCUACUCUCUCGAGCUGCUGUAUGCCCGCCUGCGCGAAAAGGGGCUCAAUGCUGAACAACCCUUCGUUCUCGCCCACUUCGUUGGUUCCCUCCCACCCGAGUACCAACAAGCGAAGUCCCCAUUGGAGACAGCAACGGCGCUGGAUAGGGCCGAGAUCGUCAGGAUCGUGAGCACGGUGCACGCGAGCCUCCCGGAGGGAAGGAAGGCCUCGAAGGGCCAGCGUAGGGCGGAGCAUGCUCUCCUCGCGAGUGACGGUGGCGGCGGGGGAGGAGCGCCGGGCCGCGGCAACAGCGGCCGCCGCAAGGGUGGCGGCGGCGGCGGCGGCAACCAGAAGGGGAGAGGGGGUGGCGCGAAGGCUGGAGGCGGCAGCGGAGGCGGCGACGACGAUGCGGGUAGCAUGCGCGGUCGCUGUUUCCGGUGCGGCAAGAAGGGCCACCAGGUGGCCGACUGCACCGAGAGCAAGCCCGUGCGAUGCGAGACAUGCAAGGGCUACGGGCAUGACAAGAGCAAGUACCCGACCGAGGGCGAAGUGCUCGUGGUNACGGUGCACGCGAGCCUCCCGGAGAGGAGGAAGGCCUCGAAGGGCCAGCGUAGGGCGAAGCAUGCUCUCCUCGCGAGCGACGGUAGCGGUAGAGGAGGAGCGUCGGGCCGCGGCAACGGCGGCCGCCGCAAGGGUGGCGGCGGCGGCGGUGGCGACGACGAUGUGGGUAGCAUGCGCGGUCGCUGUUUCCGGUGCGGCAAGAAGGGCCACCAGGUGGCCGACUGCACCGAGAGCAAGCCCGUGCGAUGCGAGACAUGCAAGGGCUACGGGCAUGACAAGAGCAAGUACCCGACCGAGGGCGAAGUGCUCGUGGCUAGACGGGGUAGCGCCCCCGUUGACAUCAACGAUUUCCACUGCGCGCACGGCCACUCCCACGAGGUGCUGCUGAGGACCACGGCGAAGCAGCAAGGGACGACGCUGGUGGGCGAGCUCCGGGAGUGCCUGGGGUGCUCGACGGCGAAGGGGCUUUCCAAGCCCAUCCCCAACAAAACGUCGACCCGAGCAGUUAAGAAACUGCAGCGAGUUUUCGUGGAUUUGAGUGGAAAAGCUAGGGUGCAGAGCUUGGGGGGAAAGUGGUACACUCUCAUUGUCAAGGAUGAUUACACAAGGUGGAACCGUGUCUAUUUCCUGAAGCACAAAUCAGACGCAGCUGAGGCAUUCGAGAGGUACCUUGCAGAAAACCGGGCAGACGGUGCCCCGUCCGAUGUCAUGGUCGUGAGCUCUGACAACGGAGGAGAUUUUUUUGAGGGAGAGUUCGCAGGGUGUGCCGGAAGAACUGCAUCAAACAGGAGUUCACCCCCGGACACAGCCCAGUAUACAACAGUGUAGCUGAGAGAGCACUGGGUCUGAUCAAGGAUGCAGCACUAGCCGCCCGUAUCCAAGCGCCAACUCUUUACCCCGGAGCACCGAACUACCCAUCCCUUUGGGCCGAGGCCAUAGCUUGGUCAU